AUGGGAAAUAAACACAGCACUGAAUUUGGUGGUAUUUUUGUUCAAACUUCAAAAGCAUAUUAUUUUCCUGGAGAAAUGAUUCAAGGAACCAUAAGUUUAAAUAUUACCAAACCUGGUUACCCUGGAAGAAAACUUUACAUUAGCCUUACUGGGAAAGAAAUAUUGCAUGGUGCCUUUGAUAUCAAUGAAAAUAGUGAUGAUGAAGGUGUAUUAUCAACGAAUACAACUUAAAAAAUAUUAAAGAAUGAAAUUGUGCUUUAUGAGUUCCAAUAACCAACUAUUCCUAUGGGUUAAUUCACAACUACAUUUACCUUCUAACUACCUUCCAACAUCCCUGGGACCUAUAAUAAAAUACAUUUGAGUAGUGCGUUUGAGAGAAUCAUAUAUAAAGUGAAAGGGUAUGUCGUGCCAACUAAGGGAUACAAAACAAUGAGCCACAUUUAAUAGAUUUAAGUUAGAGAACCUAUUUACUUUCCUGAAUAACAGAUAAUUGGAGAUGGGAAAGUUGGAGACAAUGGAUAUUGCUGUCGAGAAAAAGGAAGCGCCUAAAUUACUGCCGUGACAGAUAGGAAUGUUUAUAGGAUUGGAGAAGCCAUAAGAAUAUUAAUAGAGGUUAUCGAUGAGGAGAGGUAUUAGAAACCAGAAAAAAUAAUUAUACAAUUGGAAAACAUAACAUAAUACAAAUAUAAAAACAACAUAGAAACAAGGAGCAAAAUCAUUGCUGAAGAGUAAAUCUCAACAACAACAAAGAAAUUAGGAUCCUAUAAGGUACUAAAUCAGCAAGAAGUGGUGCUGUUUGCUCAAUUAAAAAAUCAUAAUAACAACGAUUAAUAUAAUAUGAUUUAACCAUCGACCAAUGGAGAAAUAAUCAAAUCACAUUAUCAAAUUGUGAUAAGAGCUAGUUUUGGAAUAAGUUGUUGCAACCAAAGUGAAUGCCUUGAAUUGCCUAUCUAGAUUUUGUCAUCCACAGUAUUGCAAUAGCAGUCCAUAUAACCUCCUUUAGGAUGGAACCCAAUGCAACUUAAUGAUGAGAAUCUUCAACUCUUAGCAGCUGCAAAACAAAGUGGCACUAGUUUACAUUCGUUUUCUACAUAUUAGAAAACUUUGUAAGGUAGAAACAGCUAUAACGAAUAAUAAGAAUCCUAAAGAUCAAUCAGAGUUGGAAAUUCAGUUCGAUCAAUCUAAUCUUUAAAUUAUUAAAUGAACUGA
This is a messenger RNA of Paramecium tetraurelia, 1209 nucleotides long. RefSeq lists its product as uncharacterized. Gene Ontology annotation, biological process: protein transport. Lineage: Eukaryota; Ciliophora; Oligohymenophorea; Peniculida; Parameciidae. The record is from RefSeq and is a predicted model, not a curated record. Gene Ontology annotation, cellular component: cytoplasm. The transcript is spliced from 4 exons.